This is a messenger RNA of Scutellospora calospora, 556 nucleotides long. The record is from the annotation of a GenBank genome assembly. Lineage: Eukaryota; Fungi; Glomeromycota; Glomeromycetes; Diversisporales; Gigasporaceae.
UUUUAAUUCUUUGAGUGGUGGUGAUCUGAUGUCAGAGAUUAUGAGUGCUGUAACAGAUCGUAGUGAUAUUGCCAAACCGUCCGAAGAAACGAAUGAUGGUUUAAAGAAGCAAAAUAAAUCAAAAAGAAAUGUAUCGUUCACGAAACAACCUGCAAAGUCGGGUGCGAACAAUAAGCCAAAAGUUGCACCACUUCCAUCAGAAAGUGAAGACAAUAGUAGUGAUAAUGAAGAGGUGUCGGAGGAAGAAAACCAAUAUAAAGGAAUAGUCCCUGUACAACUGACGAAGCCAUACGGAUCUGGUCGAUCGAAAUCUCAAGGUCGACAAACAAAAGGGAAGAAAAAUGAGGAGGAUAUAGAAUCAGAGAAUGUGAUUCAUAAGGUUCAACCAACUAAAAAUAGAUCACUUGGUAGUCAAAAUGAUUUUAAAGGUUCUCCACAAUUCAAUAAAAAGCUAGGUGUCCAACGAGAUAAUUAUCAAUUCGAUUUGCCUAAUAUAGAUAUCAAUCUAGACUUGAAUUUCGAUUCACUAUCUUUUAAUACAAUUGCGGAGAUAAAA